CAAAUAUUGCAUCAUUGCGUUGUUAGGCCGCAAUACACGUGAGACUAGCGAAGCCCGUUUGCUAGAAAUUAAAACAACGGGAUUUUCCGAUAUCUUCACAGUUAAAUUAACAAAAUGCCUAAAAAGGCGAAGGAAGAAACGGAAUGGGUGGACACUGAUGUCGCUCCAGGAGCAGAGAAAACAGUCAAAAAGGGAAAGAAAGACAAAAAGGGCAAAAAGAGUUUUUUUGAAGAACUUUCAACUAACAGCAAACCUGAGCAGGUUGAAGAGGCUGCAGGAAAAGACAGUAAAACCAAACAGCCCCAGAAAAAAAAAGAGAGACGGAAAGGAAAAGGUGCAGAUGCCGCUAAGAAUGAUGAUGAGGAUGUGAUGCUGACUUUGAAAAAUCUCUCGGUACAAGCAAGUGAUGAGGAAGAUGAAGCAGACAUCAUACCGAGCAAAAAGAACAGGAAAAAGACAGGGAACAUCUUUGCUGCUCUCAGCCAAGAUCAGAGCGACAACGAACAAGAUCUGGAUGAUGAUGAUGAUGAUGAUGAUGAUGAACCUGCAAUAAAGAAAGGAAAAGGAAAGGCAGCUAGGCAGCAACCAACUAUGGAGGAUAAUAAGGAUGAAGAGGAGGAAGACGGUGAAGAAAGUGACAAUAUGAUGCAAAGUGCUGAGGAUGUAAUUGCCCAACAGGCCAAAGAGGCAGCAGAUGACCCGUUAGCUAAUCUGAGCAAAAAGGAGAAAAAGAAGAUAAAAAAACAGAUGGAAUACGAGCGUCAGGUGGCAAGUGUUCGAGCUCAAAACGCUUUGGAAGGAGAUUUCUCUGUAUCUCAGGCUGAGAUGUCCUCCAGGCAGGCGAUGCUAGAGAAUGCAUCAGACAUUAAGCUGGAGAAGUUCAGCAUAUCCGCUCAUGGCAAGGAGCUGUUUGUCAAUGCAGACCUUUUGAUUGUGGCAGGAAGACGGUAUGGUUUGGUUGGACCAAAUGGCAAAGGAAAGACCACAUUAUUGAAACACAUAGCAAACCGAGCUCUCAGUAUUCCCCCCAACAUUGAUGUAUUGCUGUGUGAACAGGAGGUGGUAGCCGAUGACACUCCAGCAGUGCAAGCUGUGCUGAAGGCUGACACCCGCAGGUUGAAGCUCUUGGAGGAGGAGAAGAUGCUCCAGGCUCGUCUGGAGAAAGGAGAAGACAGUGUGGCGCAGAGGCUGGACAAGGUCUACGAAGAGCUUAGGGUGAUUGGAGCUGCAGCAGCGGAGGCCAAGGCCAGAAGGAUCUUGGCUGGUCUGUCAUUCACUCCUGAGAUGCAGAAUAGAGCCACUAAAAGGUUCUCUGGAGGGUGGAGGAUGAGAGUUUCCCUAGCUAGAGCUCUUUUCAUGGAGCCCACUCUACUGAUGCUGGAUGAACCCACCAACCACCUUGACCUGAACGCAGUAAUCUGGCUGAACAACUACCUUCAGAGCUGGAAGAAGACUCUCCUCAUCGUGUCCCAUGACCAGAGCUUUCUUGAUGAUGUGUGUACUGAUAUUAUCCACCUAGACAACCAAAAGCUCUACUAUUACAGAGGCAACUACUUGACCUUCAAGAAGAUGUAUGUGCAAAAGCAAAAAGAGCUGCAGAAGCAGUAUGAAAAACAGGAGAAGAAACUCAAAGAGCUGAAGGCUGGUGGCAAGUCCACCAAGCAGGCUGAGAAACAGACUAAGGAUGCUCUGACCAGAAAGCAGCAAAAAGGCAAAAAGAAGGGCACUCAAGAGGAGGAGAGCCAGGAUGCUACAGAGCUGCUGAAGAGGCCAAAAGAGUAUACUGUCAAGUUCACCUUCCCCAACCCUCCUCCACUCUCCCCACCCAUACUGGGGCUGCACAGUGUUGACUUUGGCUAUGAGAGCCAGAAGCCUCUCUUCAAAAAUGUGGACUUUGGCAUUGACAUGGACUCCCGGAUUUGUAUUGUGGGACCCAAUGGUGUUGGGAAGAGUACCCUGCUACUGCUGCUCACAGGCAAAUUAAACCCUAUUAAGGGUGAGAUGAGGAAGAAUCAUCGCUUGAAAGUGGGCUUCUUUAAUCAGCAGUAUGCUGAUCAGUUAAACAUGGAGGAGACAGCAACAGAGUACCUCAUGAGAAAGUUCAAUCUUCCAUACCAGGAUAGCAGAAAGUGCCUGGGACGUUUUGGUCUGGAGAGUCACGCACAUACCAUUCAGAUUUCUAAACUUUCUGGUGGUCAGAAAGCCAGAGUUGUGUUUUCUGAGUUGGCGUGUCAUCAACCAGAUGUACUUGUCUUGGAUGAACCUACUAACAAUUUGGACAUUGAGUCAAUAGAUGCCUUAUCAGAGGCCAUUAAUGAAUACAAAGGAGCUGUGAUCAUCGUGAGCCACGACGCGCGGCUCAUCACCGAGACUCAGUGCCAGCUCUGGGUGGUGGAGGACCGAACAGUCAACCAAAUCGAGGGAGACUUUGAUGACUACAAGAGGGAAGUGUUGGAGUCCCUGGGAGAAACCAUGGUCAACAAGGUCAAUCCAUGAUGAAGUCCCUCACCUCUGGAUCAUUUACAAUCAUUCCUCCCUGCUCACAUAUGCAGGAAGAUUAACUAUAGGAUCUGCUGUCAAAGCUUAACAAUAAAACAAGAUUUUAAAUGCC
This is a messenger RNA of Fundulus heteroclitus (mummichog), 2611 nucleotides long. It is a transcript of the gene abcf1, whose product is annotated as ATP-binding cassette, sub-family F (GCN20), member 1. Gene Ontology annotation, molecular function: ATP hydrolysis activity; ATP binding. The record is from RefSeq and is a predicted model, not a curated record. Lineage: Eukaryota; Metazoa; Chordata; Actinopteri; Cyprinodontiformes; Fundulidae. Bases 115 to 2496 code for a protein of 793 amino acids. The transcript has 24 exons.